Molecule: messenger RNA, 1497 nt
Organism: Thermothelomyces thermophilus ATCC 42464
Lineage: Eukaryota; Fungi; Ascomycota; Sordariomycetes; Sordariales; Chaetomiaceae
Exons: 3
Coding region: 140-403 (87 amino acids)
Source: RefSeq, a predicted model, not a curated record
CCGAGCGUGCGAUAGGCCCAUCCGUGACUGCUGAAUGCCCGCGACCUUGUCGACUACCAACCUUCCGCAUCUGUUGCACCGCUUUCUGAAACGAUACUGCCCGUGUCGCUGAGCAGCGCACUUGCUGCCGCCGCCCAAGAUGAAGCCCAUCGUGAGCGCGAUGCAAGCAUGGUCUUGCUUUGUUAUCUCGAUAUUUGCGAUCGUUAUUCUAUCCGUCCUUGGCCUCCUUUUCCGGGGUAACCAUCCCGAACUCGUCGGUGGCGAGGAGGAUCCCGAAAACGGCCCGGAGGUUGCAGCGACCAUCUUCACAGCCGUCAUUAUCUACGCUGGAUUCCUCGUCUUCUGCGGCUUCCAGGGCUUGUUGCACCUACGCGAGAACCGGAGGGGUGCGAUCGCACUAUAAUGGGAAUACCUUACGACUUUUUUUGCAAUCAUUUGGACACGGCGUUAAGGGCUUCUGCUUGAAUGAGGGCUUGACUUCUCUACGCACUCCUCGAAUGAGGCGAGAUUACAUCGGCUGUACUCACCAAACUAGGCGUUUCUGGGUGCUUAGUGAUUUCAGCGACGCAAGACAACUACUUCCUCUUCACCUCUUUCCGAGAGCCCGGUCGGGUCGGAUACUGUUUGCACCUCCAUUCGGUGCAAAGCCGGGGAGAAGGAGCGCGCGUCCUGUCAUCCGCACACUCAAGCUGUCAUCCACACACUCAAGCCCCGCGCUUUUGGGCCACAGUGGCCUGGUCUCGUCGCUCUUGUCGACACUUGUUCCUGGCAUAUGCAGACAAUGUGUGAUCAGGCCACCCACUGUUUCAUGGGCUGCAGUUGUGGUUCUCUGCAGGGAAGAGGGAAUCUGCGGUAUUCUGCUCAACUUCGGCAUUGGAUGUUCGAUUGGGACAGGGUGACAAAAUGGGGCGGUGCCUCGACUCUGGAUUCUUGAGAGGCUGCCCUGAGGAGAAGAGAGGAAGGGAGCACAGCACCACAAAUGCAUGAGGAAGAACAACAACAGCUGGAUAGGCGUAUCCCUGCCAGACCUUUGUUUUGAAGAGUCGUCGUGCUAUUGUUUAAGCUGCUGUUUUUCUUGCUUUUAAUAUCGCUUUGCGUUUCUCUUUGCCUCUCUCCCGGACAGAGUGUGAUUUAGGACCACGAUAUCGAAGAGUCGUUCGACUGUUGAGGCAAGGUCUUGGCGGGCAGGUCAACCUCAUUCAAGUUCCUUCCUGGAAUGAUUGCAGCUUCACGAUGGCUCCAAAUUACUUUACCUUCCCUUUGUUCAGAGCUCAUGCGAGUCCUUUUCGUCAGGCAGCCUAGGCAUCAGUGUGGGGCAUCACACGAGCCAGGGAAUAAUACUAUGGACUUCGCGUUCCAUUCCCUGCUAGGGCAGCCAUGUCGUUCCAGGCAGACAGCCAACUCGUGGGCGCUAAUUCAACGCCAGGAAGCCACGGCUCAACGCUUGAUCGCGUUGUAAACCCCAUUGGGCUAUGGAUAUGAUCCCAGGCUUUUACG